AUGUUGAUCCACGAUCCGCCCAAGCUCGCGACGCAGGCGCGGCCGAGCUGGCGCACAGCGCUGGGUAUACUGGUGUGUGUGCGUGUGCUGAUAGCCUGUGUCAUGAUCAUUUCAGAUUGUGACGAGGUGUACAACUAUUGGGAGCCGGUGCACCUGCUUUCUGCCUCGACGACGCCCAAGGCCUUUGAGACGUGGGAGUAUGCGCCACAGUAUGCGAUACGCUCCUGGGCAUACAUUACUUUGCAUGCCAUUGUGCCGGGAUCGCUCGCGCAUUUACCGUCGUACGUGUCGUUCUAUGCCCUGCGCGUCGUGCUUGCAAUAGCGUCCUCCUUCGCCGAUGCCUUUCUGUACGAGCGCGUCGCACAGUUUGUGCAUGUGCGUAUCGCGCGAUACAUGCUCGUAUUUCUUGUCGCGUGUGCAGGCAUGCACAGCGCGUCUGUGGCUCUCUUGCCAUCGAGUAUGGUCAUGUAUACCACCAGCGUCGGCAUGGCGUAUGCCAUGCAGCCGGCCUCUAUGGCCGCGUCACGGCGCACGUACCGAGCCACGGCAGCAUUUGCAUUCGGCGCCUUGUGCAGCGGAUGGCCUUAUGCACUCGUACUUGCCGUGCCAUUCGUGCUGGAAGAGCUUUGUGGCGCUCCCUUGGGGUGCCGCCUCGCUCGGGGAUGCAGCGCGGCCCUUCUCUCGGCCCUCUGUGUGGGCGUUCCGACGGUGUUGAUCGACUCUCUCGCUUACGGCCGACCGACGCUCGUGGCGCUGCAGACGAUCCUGUACAAUGUGGCCAGUCGCGCUCGUGGGAUUGGCCCUGAACUCUACGGCGUCGAGCCCACGUCGUACUAUUUUGUGGCCCUGGCUCUGGGCUUUUCCGUCGCGGCGCCCAUGGCCCUCGUAUCACUGCCCAUGCUCGCGCUUGCUGCCCGGUACUUGCCCUCGCGUAUCGCAGGCUCGGCCGUGCAGCUGGGCUUACGCCUCGCGCCGCUGUACUUGUGGCUCGCGGUGCUGUUCGUGCAGCCACACAAGGAAGAGCGAUUCCUGUACGCGGCCUACCCGCUUGUCUGCUUCGCGGCCGCUGUCACGCUGUACCUUGUGCGUGCGUUCCUCGAGUCGGCGUACCUGCGCUUCACGCGCUCACCGUAUCGCGCGUCACGCACCAUGCUCUUUUCGGCUGUGACACUGGUACCCCUCCUCGCCGCUGCCGUUUUGGGCGUCUUGCGCACAUCUGCCCUGAUUCUGUACUAUCGUGCCCCCAUCGACGUCAUGCACGCCCUGCCCAACGAGGCCGGCACACUGUGCUAUGCUGGCGAAUGGCACAGGUUCCCAUCCCACUUUUUCGUGCCGCCUCAGGUGCGCGUCGAGUUCGUCGAGAGUGCGUUCCGAGGCAUUCUGCCGCACCACUUUCGUCGCGGCAACGCCAGCGACCCACUGUGGCCCUGGGCCGCCUAUACACGCACAUCGCCCACACAUGUGAAUGACCGCAACGCGCACGAACCUGACCGAUACGUGGCGCUGUCGCAGUGCUCGUGGCUCGUGGACACCCAUGCCGACGAUACGUGGGAGCCGCUCAUGUGCCGCCCGUUCGUGGACAACGAGGCGAGUCGGCUAGCCGCCCAGACGGGGCCUUUACCCGCCAAAAUCCGAGCCACCGUCGCACGCGCUCUGUACGUGCCCGGCUGGGACGACUCGCUUGUCUGGCGCUCCUACUGCCUCUUACGUAGACGCGCGUAG
Messenger RNA from Malassezia restricta, 1722 nucleotides. Its product is annotated as alpha-1,2-mannosyltransferase. NCBI's taxonomy places the organism in Eukaryota, Fungi, Basidiomycota, Malasseziomycetes, Malasseziales, Malasseziaceae. Gene Ontology annotation, molecular function: alpha-1,2-mannosyltransferase activity. The record is from RefSeq and is a predicted model, not a curated record. Bases 1 to 1722 code for a protein of 573 amino acids. Gene Ontology annotation, cellular component: endoplasmic reticulum membrane. The transcript has a single exon. Gene Ontology annotation, biological process: protein N-linked glycosylation.